UGUCUGUAUAUGUAUGUGUAUAUAUAGUAUAUAUGACGGCAUGCUCUAAGGCAACUGUGUUAAAUAAAAGGAACGUUGCAUGGACGAGCCAAAAAUAACAACAAUCAUAGUAAUAAAUUAUGCAUCCAAAGAAAUGAAAAUCCUAUAAUGGUUGCAGGAAUAAUAAAAAAUGCAAAGCCUUACAAACCGGUAUAUUAAAUCUGGGGCAUAACAGCUGACAUAUCUGAGCAUAGGCCGCAACGCUCGAAAACCCAUCCUUAAGGGCAAAAACUGAAAACAUAUUUAUAUAUGAAAAUCAACACGCCGCAGAGCCUACUGUGUCCUUUAACGGGGUAACCUCACAGCGGCAAACAAAAUACACAACACAAGCGGAAUAACGGUAUAUUACUAUGUACUACAUAAGCAACAUAAAAUGCGGUAGUGCACGCGAAUGUCAGCAACAACAAGCACAAUGAAGCAGAAACAUGUGGCAAAAUAGAAAAGAACGGAGGAAGACGAUAAAACGACAGUGACAGCGACAGCGCCAACGAUCGAUUUUUUAUACCCUUUCACGCUUUGCACGUUCCACUGCUUUACGAGUGCAAUUCCAUACACGAGCUCAACCAACGGCGCAAGGGUAUUACAAUUCACUCGACUGUUGUUCUCAACAAUGAAGCAAAAGCGUUUCAAGUCCGUCCUAUACAGUUACUUUUGAGCAUCUCAUUACAAUCAUAGAAAUUAUGUAAACAUAAAGCGAUUUGCGGCCUAUUAAGAGUUCGGUCAUAGAAAACUGAAACCCUUUAUCCAAUCAACCAUUUCCAUCUCUAUAAUAUGCGCCGCGCUGUGCUCUGAGCGUCCUUACUCGCUUUGUAGUUGUUCUCCUUUGGUCUUCUUGCAAGUGUGUCGGUCGCGUUUUUGCGCGCGCACAGACAUGAGUCGGUUUUUUAUACAUUCACCUAUAGUUGUGUGGGCGUGUGGGUGUGUGUAUGUGUGUGAAUGUUGAAAAAAGUAGGACUCCGAGGUCGUGCAAGCCUCAUACGCUCGCGAGCGAAUGUGUAUGUGCGACACUCUGUGAUGCACAAGUUCAGUGUUAAUAACAAAUUUAAUUGUUUUCGAUUUUUCAACAAAAAUAACAACAAUGAGUAGGCUUUAGGUACACUACGAGCUACGACUACAAAGAGUGAUGGAAAAGUGAACGACAAACAGACGCGUCACAACCGCAGACACUUUGUCAAGCGUAACGAUUAUUAAAGGCUUUUACAAAAACCGAACGAAAAGCCGAUAUUGAAAAACGUUUAAACAAAAAGUGAAAACUCAUCGUCACCGCAUUGACGUGGCGCAGCCAAUUUUUCUGGUAUUAUCACGUUGGGGGCACAGCAGCCGGCAGAGGCGGUGAAGCUGGCGAAGCACAAGCGUUGAAACCAAAAAAGAAAUUCGAAAGACUUUAAAGUUAAUAAAUACACAAGCCAAACACAUUAGUAUUCUCUAGAGUAGCCGCACGUGUGAAUAUGGGCUAUGACAAUGUAGGGUAGGUGGUGGUGGUGGAUGUUGUUCGCAGGUGAACAAUAAAUGUCAAGUACACACACACAUACAAAGUGUGUGCUUGCUGCAAACAAUGAAACAAAAGCACUUAAAGUGCGCGAAUUUGUAAGAGUGUCACUGGAAACAAAGUGAAACAUCUAAAGUGAACUAGAAGACAGGAGCAAGUGUGUGUGACAGGAUGCAGAACUUAGCAGUGUAACGGUGAAUAGGAGAAAUCAACGUCUACAAAGAGUGCGGUGAAGUUAGCGAGAAAAUCCUCAGCAGAUUUUUGCUGGCGUUUAAUUAAAAACGGAUAAUCAGUAUUUGACGACGUCGACAAGUGACUUAUUUGCUGAUUUUGCUGUCGACAGACACAAGGAGCCCAAGCGGCUGAGGAGGUGGGUGAGCCGAAACUCAUCAGCAGUUAGCGAGAAUGUUGUUGACGACCGUGUCCUCGAUGGCUCACCCGAACCUAAACUGUGUUUCGUUGAACUUGGGAGGUACGAGGUGAUUUGUGAUUGACAGCCGGAGGAAAAGGGUAGUGAAAAUCUGUUGAUCAACAUUAUUAUGCUUCAAAGCAAUCAACAAAAGUUGCAAGAACAAAACCAGAAGUUUUGAAGGCUGAAACUGUUGCUGACCAAGCUACCUAGCAACAAAGCUUGCAACUUGGGUGACAAUGACAUUAUUGGAUUGUUGAACGCAGCAAAAUUUCCUGAUGACUACCAUCAAAAGGACACUGUUGAACCUGCAAUUGCAAUUGUCACAUCUACUGCAACAGAAAGUGAGAAUAUCAAUGCCUUUGAGACGUGAAGCAACGACCGAAGGGCCGAAAGAUAAAUUGCUGACCCAAAAUACACUCAAUGCCAUUUUCACUCCGGAAGACAACAACACAAUCAGCACUAACGCCAAUUUUCAACUGAAAACAAGAAAACAACUGAAUUCGGCCGAGGCAGCCAACCAAUAGUAAAUGGCAAAUGAAUAGAGGAAAUAAAUUAAACUAGAAAAAUUAGGACGCAAAAUUAGAAAGCAAAGUUAUCCAGUAAAUUUAGGGAGGAGAAAUUGGUGCUAUAUGGCAAUUAAACCUGCAAUCAAUCGAGGUGCUGAGUACGAAAGUCCAAUAAAAACGACAACAAUAUCCUUGAUAUAAACGCCUCCAAUUCCCCCACCAACACAGUCACAGGCCACAAACAGCACUAUCACUGACAGUUUCAACCAUAAAGCCAACGGUAAAGGCGAAACUGAAACGUUAGUACGAGGGAUCAACGGCCUAUGAUAGACGCACGAUGUGCACGAACGUUGCAGCUAAGCCGGCGAACAGCAGUAGCAGCAACAGCAUUAGCACAGGGAGCAAUAACAAAGAGAUCAACACCAAUAUCCACCAUACAUACAGCGGCAGCCGACGCAAUAGCGUAGCGACAACAAUCGCAGCCAGCUUGGUCGUCAUCACCUACCUCGGCCACCCGGCCGCAUCGCAAGAAUUCACAGCUCCUUCAGCGGCAAGUGCAGCGAUCACCCACCGCGAAACUCACAAUAUCAGCGAAUACGCGACGACUGAAAUACCAGCAGCAGCGGCGAUUGUAAAUUAUACAAUCGAAAUUACAGCGAAUUUCGAUUCGACUUCAGCUGGUAGAGAAACAACGCCAGCGUCCGCCAGCACCCCUGCCGAUAUAGACGCAUCCUCGCCAACAACCGUCAAAAGAAACGCGAUAUACAGCAGCGCAAAUGCCUAUGUGCCUGCAGUGACGUCAACAGCAACUGCGACAGUGCUGGCUACCACCAUCGGCGAAGCAGAAGCGACUUUCAACGCAUUGGUGUUCAACGACUCAUUCACAGAGAGUUACAAUGGCAGCAUAUAUAGCGGCAACAAAACCAGCGACGAUGUCAACUUAACGGUACUCAACAUCACCGAUAUCGCCUCGCAAAACAACUGGGCUAAAUUGUCCAGCCUGUCGUUUUUCAUUGGGAAAGCCUGCGCAUUCGCUGCAAUUAUCUCAGCAGCGGUGCUGGGCAAUGCCUUGGUCAUCAUUUCGGUGCGCCGCAAUCGCAAAUUACGCGUUAUCACGAAUUAUUUCGUCGUCUCGUUGGCCAUGGCAGACAUGUUGGUGGCGUUGUGUGCGAUGACAUUUAAUGCGACGGUGGAGCUCUCAGACGGCAAGUGGAUGUUCGGCCGCUUCAUGUGCAACGUGUACAACAGCCUGGAUGUGUACUUUUCCACGGCGAGUAUUUUGCAUUUAUGCUGUAUCUCCGUCGAUCGAUAUUUCGCCAUCGUGCGCCCGCUCGAGUAUCCACUGUAUAUGACGACUCGUAUAGUUUACUUUAUGCUCGCGAACGUGUGGAUACUCCCAGCGCUUAUAUCGUUCACACCCAUCUUCCUGGGUUGGUAUACGACCGCUGAGCACCAGCGGGAAAUCUUAAUGCAUCCGGAUCAGUGCUCAUUUGUGGUCAACAAGGCGUACGCAAUCAUUUCGAGUUCAGUCAGCUUCUGGAUACCGGGCAUCGUGAUGCUCUGCAUGUAUUGGCGCAUCUACAAAGAAGCGGUGCGACAAAGGAAAGCUCUAAGCCGUACAAGUUCGAAUAUUCUGUUGAACAGUGUGCACAUGGGCCAUACCCAAUCGACCAACCUCAAUUAUUUGCACCCAAGCGAUUGCGAACUGAGCGCUAACUUAGCGCGCGAGGAGACACAUAGCGCGAUUAACAAUUUAGAGGAUAUACUGCCACAAACAACAGAUGAAGACGAUGAAAAAGAUGAUUGUGAUGAUUGCGAUGAAUUGCGAGUGCCAGCUCCGCCGCGUCGGCUCAGCCGGAGUAGCAUCGAUUUGCGGGACUUGGAGCAAGAACGAUACGAGAGAGUCACGCACACCGACAGCGCUCCCUCAAUGAUCGCACUACAUCAUGCCGCACAACAACAACCAAAUGGUGAGGCCACGACCCUUAACCCUCAUAUUUGGACAGAAGGACUUGGGGAACUACAGCAAUCCGUUUACAUUACGAAACGGUCCGCCUCUCCAAUUAAUUCUAAUCAGAAUUCGCCAAAGCAAUCACCCAGCCAACGACUAAGUUCUAGCAGUAAGCAAUCUCUACAGGUGAGACAAAAAUUGUUGGAUGCAGAGCAAUAUCAACAGAUAUUUGGCAUGAUGAGCGAUGAUAGUGAGACCACCGACUAUUGCGACAAUAUAAUCCAAUUGGGAGUGAAGCAGCAGCAGUUACAGGCUCCAGCAACAUGCUUGCCAAUCGCAGAGGAUAAUAAAGAACUAAAACGCCUCAUUGAAGACAGUUAUUUGUAUUUUAAGAAGCAAACUAAUAUGCAGAUUGGUGCUGAACCAAGCGAGCAACAACAGACUGCUGGAAAUCGGAAAUAUCCGGCGCAUAGUGAAAGUGAUUUUAUAAAGAUGAAAAACGGUCGCAAUCGCAGUCGUAGUAGUAGCGGCCAUGAAGGUAAUGCCAAAAAACCGUGUGCUCUAAGUGAUUCUGAGUUCCUCAAGACACUGGCUGACUCCACAAAUAAGCGAAAACAAUUAGAAUCACUCACAGAAGGUGUUGUAAAAGAAGAUAAGGAAAAAGUAAGAGACAAGGGCUUUACAUUUAAAGGUUUGUUAGCGAAAACGAAACGAUCAAGCACAGAAUGUUUUUCCAUCGAAAAGAAACGCCACCAAGCCACAUCUGAAGAAAUACGCAGCAAUCGUGCACAACUAUUUCGACGGUCACGCAAUCGCAAGCUGUCACAUAGUUACAACGGAGGCAUGAGCCGGAAACAGGAGAUGAGUUCACGCCAACACAGUGACACUGACUCAGAGGCUGGUUUCAUCUAUUAUUCGUACACUAUGGGGGAGAGUCAGGAGAGUUCGGCUACACGCUACAACACUCCUGAUAUUUUACUCGAUAUCAAUGUGUUAAACGAACAAACGGAUGACUCUAUAAAAGACAAUAUUUCAGUUCGAACACACGAAUUCGAGAUAACUACGUCUCCACACGGACAUAACGACUCAGUGCAACUAAUUGACUUAGGAGAUUCUCACGAAGUAGCUUAUAGUGGCUCAGACGACUUCUCGCAAUACACCGACUGUCUUACAGAGUCCCCACAUAUACCAGCUACACCGCCACCGUCACUGUCGCCUUCCUCAUUAACCGAAGCUAUAGUUCCUGAUCAACCCAUUAAAUGCGCCAUUGAACUGCCGGAGAAAAGCAAUAU
Messenger RNA from Bactrocera dorsalis (oriental fruit fly), 5689 nucleotides. RefSeq names its product octopamine receptor beta-3R (gene Octbeta3R). The record is from RefSeq and is a predicted model, not a curated record. Gene Ontology annotation, cellular component: membrane. Gene Ontology annotation, biological process: adenylate cyclase-activating adrenergic receptor signaling pathway. Gene Ontology annotation, molecular function: octopamine receptor activity. Lineage: Eukaryota; Metazoa; Arthropoda; Insecta; Diptera; Tephritidae.